GCGUAGGUUCCUCUAUGUGUGUAAUUGUUUAUCGCAGUAACCGGCGGAUAGUAACGAGCGAGAUUCGCACGGAGUCGAUUUGACAGCGACGGGCCGGCGCCCUUUCCGCUUUCAUCUCUCACGAUGACGGAACAGGAGCAGAAUGCGAUGAUCGCGCGGGUGGCGUCGGCGUUCUUUUACGGGCUGUCGUCGUUCAUGAUUACGGUCGUCAACAAGACAAUCCUCACGUCGUACGGCUUCCCGUCCUUCCAAGUGCUCGGGAUUGGCCAGAUGCUCGCGACGAUCCUGGUCCUAUUUGUCGCCAGGAGGCUGCGCUACGUCGAGUACCCCAAUCUCGAGACGACGACCUUUACCAAGAUAUGGCCGCUACCGCUGAUCUACAUCGGCAACAUGAUCUUUGGGCUGGGUGGCACCAAGCAGCUGAGCCUGCCUAUGUUCACCGCCCUGCGGCGAUUCAGCAUCCUCAUGACGAUGAUCGCAGAGUACUACAUCCUCGGCGUCAAGGCGCGCAUGUCCAUACAGCUGAGCGUUUACACUAUGAUUUUGGGUGCGGUGGUGGCCGCGCUCAACGAUCUCGCUUUCAAUCUCGAAGGCUAUGUCUUUAUCCUGCUGAAUGACCUCUUCACCGCCGCCAAUGGCGUGUACAUGAAGAAGAAGCUGGACUCGAAGGAACUGGGAAAGUACGGGCUGAUGUACUACAACUCUUUGUUUAUGCUCGGCCCGACGGUUCUGUUGGCCUGGUGGAUGGGUGAGCUCGUUCUGACCCUCGACUUUCCUGGCUGGACGAAUCCGCUGUUUAUCCUGCAGUUUUCACUCUCGUGUGUGAUGGGUUUUGUACUGUCGUACAGUACUCUCCUCUGCACGCUAUACAAUUCCGCGCUCACCACCACCAUAAUUGGAUGCCUGAAAAACAUAUGCGUCACGUAUCUCGGCAUGGUGAUCGGUGGUGACUACAUAUUCUCGUGGUUGAACUUUGUAGGAUUGAACCUAAGCGUGAUAGGUAGUUUAGUGUACACUUGGGUAACGUUCCGUAAGAGAGAGAGUCCGCAGCCAAAGUACACCCUUUUAACUGAAUCUCAGGCCAGUAGAAAUAGAAUACAAGCCAUAUGAUUGUAAAUUUUAUUGUACUGUAGGAAUCUGAACAUGUGAUAAUGGCGAUGGUGUAUAAUACAUCUUUGUAUAAUACAACACAAGGCAUUUGUACAAAAAGAUUUAUAUAAUUUAACUUUAGGAUGAGUAUGUAACAGCUAGUGAUAUUUAAGUGUUAGAUAAAUCGUUGUUAAGCACGUAUGUUCCUUCGUUCCGAACGACGAAUAGGGUGAUGCGUACAAAUAGCUGUUACGAAUAUUUCUGUUCCUCUCGUGUCACAAAGUGCUUUUUACGUUUUCCGAGGUAGGGAUGUGAGUAUUGACAACUCGACUGUAAUAUGUAACCAAAGCAAAAAAAAAGAUUCGCGUUACCAGAUAAGUGUUAAGCUAAUUAGACAAGCGGAUUAAUUCGGAUUAAUUAAAAUGUAAACAUUGCCAUGAAAAGCUAGAUGUAACUUAUACGCCAGUCUGUACAUAUCUUAACGGCGCUAACUUUAAAUUGGAAAUAAAUUUUAUUUAUUAACAAACAA
Messenger RNA from Monomorium pharaonis (pharaoh ant), 1618 nucleotides. Its product is annotated as UDP-sugar transporter UST74c. Gene Ontology annotation, molecular function: antiporter activity; GDP-fucose transmembrane transporter activity. The transcript has a single exon. NCBI's taxonomy places the organism in Eukaryota, Metazoa, Arthropoda, Insecta, Hymenoptera, Formicidae. The coding region runs from base 124 to 1110 and encodes 328 amino acids. The record is from RefSeq and is a predicted model, not a curated record. Gene Ontology annotation, cellular component: Golgi apparatus.